This is a messenger RNA of Oncorhynchus tshawytscha (Chinook salmon), 3189 nucleotides long. Its product is annotated as peroxisomal membrane protein 11B. Bases 449 to 1243 code for a protein of 264 amino acids. Lineage: Eukaryota; Metazoa; Chordata; Actinopteri; Salmoniformes; Salmonidae. Gene Ontology annotation, cellular component: peroxisomal membrane. The transcript has 4 exons. Gene Ontology annotation, biological process: peroxisome fission; regulation of peroxisome size. The record is from RefSeq and is a predicted model, not a curated record.
UUGCCUUGACUAUUGUUUUUGAAUAACUACAAGUGUUAAUUUUCAUGUCUGUUAUCACAUAUUAUUCAAUAGCGUGCUCCACUGAAACGACUAAUGCCAUGUGCAAUACAAUCCAUGUAUUGUGGACGAACCUCCUACAAGUAACGUAGCUAAUGAUUACUGUGUAAGAGGACUUUCGCUUUGUUGUCCCUCCACAGAUUCCGUCCAUGGGUAAAGGAGAUGUGAAGUUGUUCGUGUUGUGACGCUAACUCUCUAGCCAAAUAAAAUAAACAAAUCCUGUUGGCGGACGUUUGGGGCACAUGGUGACAUAUUGAACUGUGCAGAUAGUAUUGGGCAGCUCUUGCGAGAAGACGGUAUAUAAACGUUGUAGAUAGAUUGCUAGCAGACACGGACACAGGCCCAAUCAAUCCACAGUUGCAAAGGAAAGCAAGUGUUGCCUGUCGCCAGCAUGGACUCUUGGAUUCGAUUUAGUGCGCAGAGCCAAGCCAAGGAACGAGUUUUCAGGGCUGCACAGUACACCUGUACGUUGCUAGGUUACACUCUCCAGAAGGGUGGGGCAGGUGUUGAGCUCCUGAAGACAGUGAAACAACUGGAAGCUCAUGUGAGCCUAACAAGGAAGUUGAUGCGUCUAGGGAACUCGGCAGAGGCUGUGGAGGCAGCGAAACGUGCUGUGCACCUCUCGGACAGCGUGUUGCGUCUCUGUCUGACCGUGGCCCACCUCAACAAGGCCAUGUACUUCGCCUGUGACAACGUGCUUUGGGCCGGCAAGGCUGGCCUCCUGCCCCAACUGGACCAGGUCAAGUGGAGCCAGAGAUCCUUCAGGUACUACCUCUUUGCCCUCAUCCUCAACCUAACCCGGGACGCCUACGAGAUCCGCCUGCUUAUGGAGCGUGAGGCCCGCUCCUCCCAUGUGGGGUCAAAGGCUACCUGGACCUCUUCUCCUCCCUCUCCACACCCCUCUUCGCUCACUCCCGAGAACGUCGACCUCUCCGACCCCUCUUCCCUUCCCGGAGCCAUAUUACCUGUACGCCUCCGCAGACAGUGCCACCUGCUGGUGACAGUGCUGCGCAGCAACCCACCGCUGCUGCUGGACCUGCUGAAGAACGCGUGCGACGUGUUCAUCCCCCUGGACCGGCUGGGCAUCUACCCCACCGGCCAGGGCUUCGUGGGGGCCUGUGGCCUGGCCUCUUCGGUCCUCUCCAUCCUCACCAUCGUCCACCCCUGGCUCAAGCUCAAACCUUGAAGAAGCCAGAAUAUUUGGUUGAACGUUCGAGCUCGAGUCGAACAUUCUUCAAGCCUUGAAGGAGACAUUUUGGCCAAACUUUUUAGGUCCCCUAGAAGUGAAGAAGUGCUGUUGUGUCGAGGAAUGCAGCAUGACACAAGAGCAGGGGUCCUGUACACUGCUUGCUUGGAAAGUUUUGCCUUUUUUUAUUUGGAAUGCCAGCUUUUUGGGCAGAUCACGCUCGGACGAAGGUUGGUGGACUGAAACAGUGGCAUUUCGAAUCAAAGAGAGAGAAUUUGCAAAUGAGCGCUGUAUUUGAAAUCUGUCUUAUGUAUUUCAGCUCGUGCUCAGAUGUGUUCAAACACAAUGUUCCCCAAAAGCCAUUUGGUUGAGUUGUUGAAAAGGACCUUCCCCAUGCGAGUGUAUAGAACCGGCGCAUGGAAAAUUGUUGAGUCAGACCGGUAGACGUUUAACCACCUUAAAGCACCGUACAUCACAACUGAUGGGCUUUGUGAAGUGAUACCUAGCACAAAGAAUACCAGAUCGUCAUUCAAUUGUGUGUGUCUGAACACAAGCUGCGGGGAGCACAUUUUUAUCACCUUAAAUCAGCGUUUUAAAUGGAUCCUGAUCUCUAGUCAGGAGACAAUUCCAUGUCCAUAUAGUGUUUCUGUCCUGUUAGCGUUAAAUUAUGUAAUUGGAAAAGAUUAUCUGUACAGUUUUGGUUUUGGAAAUGCGCCAAUGUCAUCCCCGUGGAACGCUGUACAGCUAGAUAAGUGGAAACGUUUACCUAGUUAAAACCAUCACACAUUAAAGCCUUGUCAAUGAAAAGGUGCAGUGAAAUAUUUGAUCAUACUGUGUGUGAAUAUGUAAUAAUAAUGACUUUUGAAGUGAAGGAUCCUUUUUCUAAACGGUAAAAGGGGACAUUUAUGGGCUGCCAGUCAGCUGUAUUUUUGUGCUGAUAGUGGUAAUACUGUAUGUCCACGUACAUUGCCAACAUUUAUGCAUGCGUGAUGUGAAUUAGUAUGUUUAUAGAGCCAGAAAAAUUAAAGCAAAUGAUUCGGUCAACUCAGGCAUCUAAUGAUUCUGUCCGUUUAACUCGUUGAAUUCACCCGACAGCUAAUUAUUUAGUCUACUUGAAAGUAAAUUUGUUUGUCUUCUUAAAAAUCCAUUUGUAUAACUCAAUUACAUCAAUAGUAUAUAUUAAGGCCAAGCCAUUUGAAGCUAAUUCAACCAGAUGCGAAUGGAACUAUAAUAGAUAUGUAAGUGUACUCAGCUGUUGACACAGCAGUGGCAUAAAGCCAGUCUAACUUUCAAACAGCUCUUUUUUUUUAAACCUUUGACUUUCUCCUUUAUUUACAGUGCCUUAAGAAAGUAUUCAUACCCCCUGUCUCACCCAUCUACACGCAAUACCCCAUAAUGACAAAGUGAAAACAUGUUUUUCCAAAUGUUUUGCUAAAUUAUUGAAAUAUUUCAUUUACAUAUUCACACCCCUGAGUCAAUACUUUGUAGAAGCAUCUUUGGCAGCGAUUACAGCUGUGAGUCUUUCUGGGUAAGUCUCUAAGAGCUUUCCACACCUGGGUUAUGCAACAUUUGUUCAUUGUUUUUUUUCUAACUUCUUCAAGCUCUGUCAAAUUGGUUGUUUUCAUUUCUAGACAAACAUUUUCAGGCCUUGCAUUGAUUUUCAAGUAGAUUUAAGUCAAAACUGUAACUCGGUCACUCAGGAACAUUCACUGUCUUCUUGGUAAAGCAACUCCAGUGUAGAUUUGUCUUGUGUUUUAGGUUACUGUUGUGCUGGUGGAAGGCAGACUGAACCAGGUUUCCUUCCACUCCGGCAACUGCGCUAGGAAGGACGCCUGUAUCUUUGUAGUGACUGGUUGUGUUGAUAUACCAUCUAAAGGGUAAUUAAUAACUUCAUUCUUAAAGGGAUAUUCAAUGUCAUCUUUUUUUUUUACACCCAUCAACCAAAG